Messenger RNA from Aphidius gifuensis, 1380 nucleotides. RefSeq names its product 3-hydroxyisobutyryl-CoA hydrolase, mitochondrial-like. NCBI's taxonomy places the organism in Eukaryota, Metazoa, Arthropoda, Insecta, Hymenoptera, Braconidae. Gene Ontology annotation, molecular function: 3-hydroxyisobutyryl-CoA hydrolase activity. Gene Ontology annotation, biological process: L-valine catabolic process. Gene Ontology annotation, cellular component: mitochondrion. The record is from RefSeq and is a predicted model, not a curated record. Bases 1 to 1380 code for a protein of 459 amino acids. The transcript has 6 exons.
AUGGUCCAAGCAGUCUCAUUUCACGUUACAGCAAACUCAGCACAAAAUUAUUCAACAACUACAAUAUCAUCAAUAAAUAAUUCUUGUUUACAACCUUUACAUCAAUUGAAUCUUAAAGAAAUAGUACGAAACGAUCAUUGUUAUGAUGAGAAAAAAGUGCUUGUUCCGCAAAAAUUAAGUCAGAGACAAAUUGUGGAAAAAGAAGAUGUUAAAGAAUUUGGUGACAAAGGUUUAAUCACUCUAAACAAACCACAAGCCAUGAAUACACUGACUGGUUCAAUGUUAAAAAAAAUCAAUGAAGUUUUAAGACAAUGGGAAUCAACAAAGCAAAUUGUAAUGAUAAAAGGAGCUGAUGAAAAGGUAUUUUGUGCUGGUGGAGAUAUUAAGAAAAUAAGUUUUGAUCUAUCAAAACCAGGUGGUACAGAAAUUGUAAGAGAUGCUUUUCGUCAACUCUAUAUAUCAAGCCAUUUAGUUGGAACCUUCAAAAAGCCUUACGUGGCAAUUAUAAAUGGUAUUGUGAUGGGAGGUGGUGCUGGUCUCUCAAUUCAUGGAAAAUACAGAGUUUCAACAGAAACAACAGUAUUUGCAAUGCCAGAAACACGUAUUGGAUAUUAUCCAAAUGCUGGUGCUACUUAUUUUCUUCCACGAAUGAAUGGACAACUUGGAUUUUAUCUUGGUUUAACAGGAUACAAAUUAAAAGGAAGAGACAUUAAACUUACUGGAAUUUCAACACACCAUGUGUCUUCUUCUCGACUUAAAGAAUUAAAUGAAGUUCUUUUAGCACCUGGUGUUGUUGAUGUUGGUAAAAUUCUUGAUAAAUUUGAUGAGCACGAUUCAACAGCUGAACUGAGUCUAGCUGAUCAUUCAAAACAAAUUGCCUAUUGUUUCUCUGGUGAUACUGUUGAAGAAAUCAUUAAAAGAUUGAAGGAAGACAAUAGCACGUGGGCUCAAAGUGUCAUCGAGACACUUGAAGGAUUGUCACCUACUGGUCUGAAAAUAACUUUGGAAAUUUUCAAACGAGGAAAAACUAUGAGCUUUGCUGAAUGUUUGAAAAUGGAAUAUGUUGUGGAUUGCAAUUUAGUAAAAAACGAAUCAGAUUUCGAAGAAGGUGUUCGUGCUUUGUUGAUUGAUAAAGACCUUUUGCCUGUAUGGAAUCCAAAAACUCUAGCUGAAGUCACAAAUGAGUAUAUUUAUAAUCAUUUUCAACCAAUAUGUCUGAUUGAUAUACCAAUUGGUUCAUUUAAAUGUAUUUAUGCUGGUAAAUUAUUAUUAAUCAAACAAGGAGCAAAUGAAGGUGGUGAUUAUGGUGAUGAAUAUUUUGCAAUAUUGAAUUAUGUAGAAGUUGUUGAAGCAAUGAAAGCUAAUGAGGAGGAAUUAUAA